Molecule: messenger RNA, 2439 nt
Organism: Chelonoidis abingdonii (Abingdon island giant tortoise)
Lineage: Eukaryota; Metazoa; Chordata; Testudines; Testudinidae
Source: RefSeq, a predicted model, not a curated record
GUGACUGGGCAACAAAAUGGCAGAUGCAUGGGUCAGUUCAAGGUGUCUUUCAGGGCAGUCCCAGGGAUCUCUGGCCCUUUGGAAUCCAACCAGCCAAAAAGAUGGAAAAUAUUCCUGUGGCUUUAUUUGAUUUCCUUCCUUCAGCUUCCAAGCUCACAGAUGGAGCUUCCUGGCACAUGGCAUUUCUCAGGUGCCAGAAAGGGCCAUGAACCAAUCAUUUGUAUUGCAAUGAUCCCUGAUGGUCCAUCUGCUUUCGACAGUCCUUCUGGAAAGGAAGGCUGGGUGUGGGGUGGGGGACGAUUCCUGUGGCUGGGUUCACAAGUUCAGAGUGAACCUUUUCAAAGUUAUAAAGCAAAACAGAGAUAAUUUCUUACAGCCUGGCAUACGGGCAUUCCACGUGGGAUUAAUGCCUUACACCCCCACCCGUCUGCCUUGCACACCAGGAAGCUGCCCCCACCCCCUCCAGUUGCCCUGUGCUUUCACUUGGGUCCAACCUCUCCCUGGGCCAGAGAUUCCAAGGCUAGGAGGGGCCAUUGUGACCAUCUAGGCUGACCCGCUGGAUGACCCAGGCCAUAGGGCGGCACUAGAUUCAUUCCCGGUUGAGCCAGAGCAGAUCUUAUCGAAAAACAGCCCAUCUUGACUGAGAAAACUGCCAGGGAUAGAGAAUUCGCCCCAGCCCCCAGUGAGCUGCUCCCUCCCUGCUAUUGGAAGUAGUGGCCGUAUAAGCUAUGAUGCUGGAUAUAUGGAAAUACCUAGCGUGCACAGGCCCGUGGCCCGUGGAUAGCCACUGAACACUGGGAGGAUUCAUCCCGUGUCCCUCUGAUUCCCUCCCAGUGUCUUAGCCCUCAGGAACAGGGGAAUUGGGCAUUCUCAGGGUCUCUCCCCCAGAUCACAGGGGCCCACCAGAUCCUUUGGUCUGACCUGCAGAUCACAGGCCACUGACCCCCUCCCAGCUUCCCCCUCACCAAACAGACGUGUAGAAUUCGACCCCCGUAGCUCAACCCCCCUGGGGCGGGUUGGCCGUACGCUGAGCUCUGGUUUCCCUCCGUGCAGCGGUGCCGACGGAGCGUGGAGAUACAGGAGUGCUGAUGGCCCAGCGAGGCGCCUGGAUUAACAUGGCCAGCAUCCCACCUGCCACAAACGCCGUCCCCAACUCGUCCUUCCUGCCCACCCCCUCCCCAAGCUGCCCAGGGUCAUCGAACGGGAGCUCGCCCGGCCUGGACGUGCCCUACUUCCUGACGGAGACCAUCACGGCGGUGCUGUCCGUCUUGGGCAACCUCUUCAUCUGCACUGUCAUCCUGCGCGACAGGAAGCUGCGCGCCGUGGUGACCAACCACUUCCUGGUCUCAUUGGCUGCGGCCGACAUCCUGGUGGGCGCCGUGGCCAUCCCCUGCGCCCAGAUGGCAGACGCAGGGCUGCCACGGGGCCAGCCGACUCUGUGCUUGCUGAUGCUCUGCACUCUGCUGAUCUUCACGCAGGCCUCGAUCUUCGGCCUGUUGGCCAUCGCGGUGGAGCGGUACAUCUCCAUCCUCAAACCCUUCCAGUAUCCGUCCCUCAUGAGCCCCCAGAACUCGCUCCUGGUCAUCCUGAGUAGCUGGGUGCUGGCCACUUUCAUCGGGUUGCUCCCCCUCAUGGGCUGGCAUAAACCCUUCCCACCUGACGGCCAGUGCACCUUCAACGCCUUCAUCGAGGGCACCUAUGAGGUCUAUUUCAACUUUGUGACCUGCAUGCUGGUGCCACUGGCCACCAUGCUGGUCCUCUAUAGCCGCAUCUUCCUGGAGGCCAAGCGGCAGAUCCGCAAGGUGGCCGAGCGGGAGGUGGACGUGAGCCGGCAUGCCCGGCGCCGCCGCGUCCUGCACAAGGAGCUGAGACUGGCCACCUCGCUCUUUAUCGUCCUCUUCUGCUUCGCCCUCUGCUGGCUGCCCCUCAACGUCAUCAACACCCUCCAGCUCGUCUGCCCCAGCUGCCCCGUCCCCAGCCCACUGACGCUGGCGACCAUCGUCCUGUCCCACGCCAACUCCGCCAUCAAUCCUGUGGUGUACGUCUUCCGCAUGCGCUCCUUCCGCCAGGCCUUCACGGCCGCCUUCUCCUGCGCCUGGCACCCCCUGCCCGCCUCCGCCCAGGGCAAGUUCUGCACCUCUGGACUCACGCAGUCCAAUCAGCUAGAGCUGGCCAGCCGCAACAGCCCUCUGCCAGGAAAGUGACGUGGGUUGGUGGCCCACGGGAUUGGCCCCCUCUGGGACUCCCGGAGCCUCUUUUAUACCUAGAGGGUCACCGCUGAGCUGGUGAAGUCUAGUAAGACUGUCACUGCUCCCUAGUGGGAGUAUGACAUCCCCCUUUGCGGCCUCCUGGGCUAGGGACAGGGCAGAUGGAAGAAGAACCCAGGAGUCCUGGCUUCCAGCCUCUUCACUUUAACCCACUAGACCAGCGGUUCUCAAA